AUGGCCUGGAGUUGCAUUAAGAACAGCCAUUCCGUCAGCUCAAGACUGGCCGAGGCAUUCUCAGAUCGGCCGGGUCCGAUGGCAGAGCCCGAACCAGCGCAGUGGAGCAUCAACUACAAUAGUGGACUAACAAGCGGGGAACAGCCUUUCCAUUGGAUCGAGGGUCCCGAGAAUCUGCUAUGCGCUUCUGGGCGUGUUGUCGACUGGAAUUUGACUUACACUUUCGAAUGCAAUGAUUCGGCCACUCAGUCCCCACUCAACUCUGGGGAAGACGGGGAAGAACAUCACAAUGGACAUGACAUCCCAUCGUCUAUCUGGGGAAAUACACUAGCGGCAGCUGAAAAUUGUUGUGUUUCAGAAUCGCCCGUCAUUGAGAUUGAGAUACCUGCGUCGGGCCAUCAUCUGUCUGGUCGUGUGCCCGGCGUUUAUCACCUAUGGAUACAACCUGAGCGUGGCCGGGGCUUGUUGACGCUCGAAUCAUUCGUCAAGACCUUUCCCCAGAUUGAUACGGUAAAUACCACAGGGGCUCAGCAGCGUUACAACUCCACCAUUCAAGGAACCGUCGUGGCCCUUUUCACGGUUGGCGGUAUAUUCGGCUCCCUGUCAUGCAUUUACCUUGGUGACCGCCUGGGUCGUCGAAAGGUAAUCUUUCUUGCAUCCGGCGUGACGAUCGUCGGUGCAGUUCUGAUGGCCACAGCAUUCGACUUUGCUCAGUUCAUCGUGGCCCGACUGGUUCUGGGUUUAGGGACGGGUGCAUAUCUGGCAACGGUGCCUGUGUGGCAGUCGGAGAUCUCAAAGGCCAGUAAACGAGGUGCCCAUGUGGUGACUGACGGCAUCUUCAUUGGCAUUGGCGUCUCUCUAUCCCUCUGGAUCGACUUUGGCUUCUACUUCAUCACCGGCAACUCGAUUGUCUUGCUGUUGAUUGUGAUGGUGUUCAUCGUGAUCUUUCCCGAAUCGCCCCGAUGGCUGGUCAAAAAGGGCCGGAUUCAAGAGGCCCGAGAGAUUCUUGCCGCGCUGGCCGAUGUGGAGCCGGACUCGGAGUCGAUCAGCGCGGACAUUCGCGACAUUGAGCUCUCGCUGUCAAUCUGCGGCAAUGGCUCGUUCAAGAGCAUGCUCACAAUGGGCGAGCAGCGGCUGUUCCAUCGCACCCUUCUCGCGGCAGGCGGACAGAUGUUCCAGCAGAUGUGCGGGAUCAACCUGAUCAGCAUGUACGCAACCACCAUCUUCGAGCAGUACCUGGGCAUGAGCGCGAUCAAUUCGCGCAUCCUGGCGGGAGCCAUGUGCCUGACACAGCCACUAGGCGGGUUCCUGGCCUUCUUCACGAUCGACCGGCUGGGCCGGCGGCCGCUGAUGCUGUGGAGUGCAGCCGCCAUGUCCCUCUCCAUGGCGAUCCUGGCGGGGACCACCUCGGUGACGGACAACACGGGCGCAACCGUCGUCGCCGUCAUCUUCCUGUUUGUCUUCCAAUUCAUCUUCACCGUCGGCUACUCGGGCCUGACGUUCCUGUACGCGACCGAGGUGGCACCGCUGCAGCUGCGCGCAGCCAUCAGCGCCGUCUCCACGGCCGCCGUGUGGACCUUCAACUUCCUCCUGGCGCAGGUGACGCCCGUCGGGUUCAACUCGAUCGGGUACCAGUACUAUAUCAUCUUCGCGGUGCUCAACGCAGCCAUUGUGCCGAUGGUCUACCUCUUCUUCCCCGAGACCAACGGCCGCACACUCGAGGAAAUCGACGAGAUCUUCAUCCGGUCGAAGAGCAUCUUCGACCCGCCUCGCGUCGCGCGCAGCCUGCCCCGGAUGCAUUUUGCCGAGGUGGUUGAUGUCGCGACGGACUCGGGGGACGACCAAUUCAAAUUAACCAAGGCUGAUCCUUCAGCCUUGAUGUCGCGGGUUGAUUGAAUUUGAUCCUGAGGGAUUCUCCAAGUGUCGGACCAGCGGUCCGCUGGAUAAAUGCAGGACAUAUAUCAUUAUCAAUCAGAGGAUAUUAACCCCGUACUUGAUUUGGGAAUAUGAGACGCAGAUCAUCUGGUAUGAUAUGAUUUGAUGAAUGGGAUUGACGAACAGUAUGACAGAUGCAGAGCAUUCUAGACUACUUUAUUAUAGUUUAUUUGACUUCCGAAGGAUUCGAUGAAACCCCGGUGUGGUCUGGUCAUUGCGUCAAUUUAGCCGUUUCAGCAUGAGACUCUUUGUAUAU
Messenger RNA from Aspergillus novofumigatus IBT 16806, 2191 nucleotides. RefSeq names its product putative MFS sugar transporter. The transcript is spliced from 6 exons. Bases 1 to 1896 code for a protein of 631 amino acids. Gene Ontology annotation, cellular component: membrane. Gene Ontology annotation, biological process: transmembrane transport; carbohydrate transport. Lineage: Eukaryota; Fungi; Ascomycota; Eurotiomycetes; Eurotiales; Aspergillaceae. Gene Ontology annotation, molecular function: carbohydrate:proton symporter activity. The record is from RefSeq and is a predicted model, not a curated record.